AUGCAGAUAAGCAUUUGAUAUGCUCUCUAGCAAAUUGUUUGUUUGCACACUUGCCAUUUUCGGUCAUACCGACUGACUCCGAAAAGUCGGACUACCAUUCAGCAAGCCAUCAUCAACGGAGUCACCGAACAGAUAGCUCUUAUGACUUCUGGUACCAGUGACCCUCCUGGGCCUCUUCGUUGUUGUCUAACAUAUAAAGAUGGUGUUAUGCCAGAUGGCUUCACACUAUGUAAGCCAAUACCUACUUUAGUCAUACACUUAUAUAGUAGACGUUAGUAUCACUUUCUCAAUUGAGUGGCCAAUACUCAAUAUGAAUCAGCAUCAGACUUUGACUGCGGCGGACACUUUCUCGUGGCUGCCGAAUGACCAAGCAGCAAUGAGUCCUUCCCAAACGGCCGGGGUGGACAAUGAAGACUGGACCCAGAUUGCCGACCUGACUCUUCGGAGGCGAAUACAGAAUCGGAUUGCUCAGCGUAACUACCGCAACAAGCUCAAGAGGCGACUACAGGACCUAGAGUCAUCGGCUGCCAAUGGAUGCGCAAAGCCAGAACAGACAGCAAAAAGAUAUGACGAAAUGUCUUCUACGAAAAUCCGCAAGAAGAGGGUUACUCAAAAACAUGUGUCUACACUUCAGUCUAUGCCAAUUUUGAAGUAUGGAAUGGAUGGACUAUUGUGCCCUCAAGCCCACAAUAACAGGGACCAGUCAUAUCAUUCUCUGUUCCCGUCUUUCUGGACAGGUGUUUCGCCUGAUCAGAUCAACUCACUGCCUUACGAAUUCGUGCAGUAUUAUUCAGCCCCGACAAUGACUGGAGCGUACUUUGGCUUCGCAGAUAUGGCUUCUCCUAGCGCACUAUCUACACCUCCAAGCGGGCCAGAAUGACAACAACAUACGAACGAGGACGCUGCCAGCUAAUGAAAGAGAUGGGUCAAAUUUGCUCGAUAAUCAUGUUGUGGAUAGUCAGCAAGUAUUACCAUUAUCAGAAAGAAGAGACAAAAUGAUGGAGUAUAGAUUUCUUAGUUGAGCCGAUGAUGGUUUGUGUCCAGGCAUUUUCAGGCAGCAUCAAUAGCAUUUUUAUGAAUCACC
Truncatella angustata is the source of this 1084-nucleotide messenger RNA. RefSeq lists its product as uncharacterized. The record is from RefSeq and is a predicted model, not a curated record. The coding region runs from base 311 to 880 and encodes 189 amino acids. Gene Ontology annotation, molecular function: DNA-binding transcription factor activity. NCBI's taxonomy places the organism in Eukaryota, Fungi, Ascomycota, Sordariomycetes, Amphisphaeriales, Sporocadaceae. The transcript has 3 exons. Gene Ontology annotation, biological process: regulation of DNA-templated transcription.